Calliphora vicina (urban bluebottle blowfly) is the source of this 784-nucleotide messenger RNA. RefSeq names its product NADH dehydrogenase (ubiquinone) acyl carrier protein (gene ND-ACP). Gene Ontology annotation, molecular function: acyl carrier activity; acyl binding. The coding region runs from base 136 to 669 and encodes 177 amino acids. Gene Ontology annotation, biological process: fatty acid biosynthetic process. NCBI's taxonomy places the organism in Eukaryota, Metazoa, Arthropoda, Insecta, Diptera, Calliphoridae. Gene Ontology annotation, cellular component: mitochondrion. The transcript is spliced from 5 exons. The record is from RefSeq and is a predicted model, not a curated record.
GGGUUUUUUUUUGUUCAACAUAAUAAAGUUCCCAAUAUUUUUGACAUUUCGGUUUAACAUUUUUUUGUGGAGAACACACAAGUUUUGCAGAAGUUUUUACAUAAUAUUCUUCUAAGAAAUUUGGGGCCCUUGAAAAUGUCGCUAACACAAAUUGCCCGUAACUGUGCCCGUUUGGCAAGAGCCGCAAAUGGAAUCCGUGUAAUCACUGCCCAACCACAGAUGCGUUUAUUGCACAGAAUUGCCGUUCCAGCCAUGUGCAAUGGUGUUACACAAAACCUUUUAAAAGCACGUACUGUCAAUGUACAGGUACGUUGCUAUUCCGACAGAUUGACUAUGGAAGACAUUAAAGAUCGUGUUUUGAAAGGGAGCAAUAACUGGCAAUGGCAAGUUGCACGCAAAUACUCUGCAAAACCUCCACUAUCACUGAAAUUGAUCAAUGAGCGUGUAUUGCUCGUCUUGAAAUUGUAUGACAAGAUUGACCCAAGCAAGCUCCGUGUUGAGUCUCACUUCAUCAAUGAUUUGGGUCUCGAUUCCCUAGAUCACGUUGAAGUAAUUAUGGCCAUGGAAGAUGAAUUCGGUUUUGAAAUUCCCGAUUCAGAUGCCGAAAAGUUAUUGCGACCAGCCGAUAUCAUUAAGUAUGUCGCUGAUAAAGAAGAUGUUUAUGAAUAAAUAAAUGUGUUUUUGUAGAACAAACAUUAAAAUCAAUAAGAAUAUAAUUUAAAAUAAAGAGGGCAAAUCUAAUUUGAACUUAUUAAAAAGAAAUGCUUAAGCAAAAUUAAAAAAA